GCAGGGCGGGGGUGUUGUUAUGAAUCUCUAUCUUCAGUCCAAGCAUUAUUGAAGCCAACAAAAUAAAAGUCGAAAUGACGAUGCGGGUCAUUCCAAGCUAAGUCAGAAUAAGUCUAGUGGGCAGUCCCCCGGUCCCCAACCUUAAUGCUGACAUCAAGACAAAGACACUUGCAAGAAACUACGGAAGUACAGAACAUCUUGAAAUAACAGGAGUGAUGUGCAAUAAUGAGAUAUAAUGAGAUAUCAUCUUGGGAUGAACUCGCAUUGUUUUACGCCGCUUCAUCGCCCUUCAUGCUCACAGCUUUCUACCCCGGAGCUGAACGAAACUUGGAAAUCCUUUAGGAUCAUAGGAGAGAUCUUCUCCUUUAUAUAUACUGAUACUGGAACUAGGUCAUUCCCUCAGGGCUUCUCUAUGUCUGGUCUAGGGGGCAAUGUUUAUAUUUCUCAGCAAAAUGGCACCACACUUCCAACGGUCCACGGGUGACUCCUCAUAUCUCCCCAACAAUGCCUAGCCCUACCAAGGUAUAUAGCCAAACUAUGAGCAGUGGAAUUGCAGCUAACUAUAAACAUAAACCUAAGAUGUCGCCUCCUUCGAGACUGUCAUUGUUUGCUUUCUCUGGUUGACAUGAGUCCACGUGAGCUGCCAACUCCAACCCCCCUUCGCUGAUGACAUCACCAUCCCCUGCUCCUCAAAACCCGGAUAUCAGAGAGAAAGGAUAUCUCUUUCCUACACUACAUUUAUAUUGACAUUGAAUAGGCCCAGCCCAUUCUACUAUACCUCUUGUACACAAUAAACUUGGAGUCUUCUGCCUCGAACAUAAAUCCGGCCCGCACCGAAAUAUCGUCGUUUUUUGGACACGCCCCCUUACACCCACUUCUUCAUCACGAACCGCAAGAAAAAGGCAGAGAACAGAAUAAUAGAUAACAAUGGCGGGAAACUCCAAGGUCGGCAACCCCGGACUUUACGAGGCAGGAGACCAGAGACAUUCUCCUCGUUCCGAAGCCAUCGAAGCCAAGCGAAACAGAGACCAUCCUCCUCCGUCUAGCCGUAGAGGUAGCCGCCAUUCAAAAGAACAGCUCCUGGCGAAAAACGGCUCGAUGCCCACGGAUGAAGAGCUCGCGAAGCAUGACCCUACUGCUCCAGCGAAGAUGCACGGCCAUAAACCGUCUCGCGGUGCAGUGAUCGAUGCACAGCUUCGUGCCGAGGAUGAGGAGCGCAUGCGUCAAAAAGGCUACAAGUAAAGUGUCGCGGAGACGUGCUUUACUUGAGGGGGUGAGGUUCUUCUUGGAAUCACCCGGCUGCAUUAGGAGGGAAACGGAAAACGAGCUAGCGGAGUGUGGGUAGUGGGAUAUAGUUUCUGUUAUGCGUUGGAAUUUGCCUGUUCCUGUUUCUGGUUUGAUCAUGCAAGAGAGAUUAGGAACCCGAGAGGAUGGGAGUAUGGUUGGUGCCAAAUUGCGGUUUGGUCUCUGGGGUUUUACCACAGCAUUUUAUGUAAAUUACUAGGUUGAACAUGGCUGCCAAAUGGGAGACAGCCUGCCAAAUCCUCGCCUUACGAGGACCCAGUUGAACGGGGUCGUCAGGCGUACGAAAUCAUGAUCGAGUGUUCUUGCUCUUAUCUAAAAUGCACAGUUAAUACAUCCUCAUUAACCUCAGCACUGGCUCAGAGGAGAGAGCUGGGAUUAAUACAGGUUACGCACUCAUUACUGCCCACAGAAACAGAUCAGCACUGUUAGUAAAAAUGUAAAACAUGAUCAUACAAUGCAAAUGCCUAACAGACCCUGAUCGGAGAUUUCAGUUCAAUGUAAAUAAAUCAAAGUUUUGAUGAGUAGGAUGACAUCGGCUCUCUCCAUACCUGGGUUCGGGCUAGUUAAGGCUCCGGCCGGCUUGGGCCGACCCGACCCAAUAUUCGCC
This is a messenger RNA of Blastomyces gilchristii SLH14081, 1912 nucleotides long. RefSeq lists its product as uncharacterized. The record is from RefSeq and is a predicted model, not a curated record. Bases 928 to 1242 code for a protein of 104 amino acids. The transcript has 2 exons. Lineage: Eukaryota; Fungi; Ascomycota; Eurotiomycetes; Onygenales; Ajellomycetaceae.